Molecule: messenger RNA, 752 nt
Organism: Erythranthe guttata (spotted monkey flower)
Lineage: Eukaryota; Viridiplantae; Streptophyta; Magnoliopsida; Lamiales; Phrymaceae
Product: LYR family of Fe/S cluster biogenesis protein
Biological process (GO): response to oxidative stress
Cellular component (GO): respiratory chain complex I
Source: RefSeq, a predicted model, not a curated record
AGAAAGAGGAGAGAAAGCCCCAUUCUCCAGUUGCCCCACUCCCUCCCCGCAUACCCUUCAUUUCUGAGUCAUAGACGGAGGCGCGUGAGCGCGUGACAAAAAUUAAAACCAAAUUUCCCCCAAAAAAUGGCGUCGUCGUUGAAGUUUGUGCGCGUGCCGCCGAACUCGGCGAACAUAGCGGAGGCGCGUCAGCGCGUGUUCGAGUUCUUCAAGACGGCGUGCAGAUCCAUCCCCACCAUCAUGGAUAUCUACAAUCUGGACGACGUCUCCUCCCCUUCGCAGCUCCGCUCCACCAUCUCCGCCGAGAUCCGCAAAAACGCCCACGUCACCAACACCCAGGUGAUCGAUAUGCUGCUCUUCAAGGGAACAGAGGAGCUGAGUAAUAUCGUGGAGCAUGCAAAGCAGAGACACCACAUCCUCGGUCAGUAUAUUUUACCUCAUGAAGAAAGUCAAGAUGUAGGAACCAAAGACCAGGGCGCAUCCGAUUUCUUGAAAAACUUCUACAAAGGCAACUACUUCUGAGUUCUUUCGUUUCCAUGUGGAUCUGCCUUUUAGUGUUGCUGCCUAGUUCAUCGAUCGGGUAAUAAAGAAAACUUUGGCUUGUAUUUUGUCAUUGCUACAAUUGUUGGACAAGUAUUUUUCCUUGUUUUUCAUUAAAAAUUCAUGUUGUGAAUCGGUGUGAUUUAACUAAAGAGAACCGGGAGUUCGAUUUAUUUUAGUUUUGGGCGCUUAAUUACAUGUGUGUUGAACUC